UGAAGAUCAUUAGGUUAGAGAAGACGGGUGUGGAGGCCGGCGGCCAUUUGCAUGAGACGGCGUUUCAUGACGCGAGGUUAUCAUUAUUUGCCUCUAAAUUCCUCCAACAUGGAGCUGGAUUCUGACGAUAUAUUGAACGAGGUGGAUGAACUAUUAAGCAAACUUGAUAAGUUACCAGAUGAUGUGCGUCUGCAAGCCCUCAAGAAACUUUCGCAAAAGGUGUCGGCACCGAGGCUGCGUGGAGGAAGAGGUGGCCGAGGCAGGGGACGGGGACCGUCGAGAUACUCAGGGACACCAUUGCUCAUUGAUAAUCAGCCUAAUGUUAAUAUAAAAAAAGAGAAUGAAAUUUCUGCUGAAAGCGAUGAGCCAGAGAUGCAAAAAACUUCACAGGAAGGUGUGUUGUCAGAAUGUCAGGAAGAGAAUGGAGAAGUAACUCAAAAAGAAGAAAAGCCUAAAUCUGUAAAAAAGAAGUUAAAAGUGAUUCCAGAAAAUACUAUAAUAAAAGGAAGGCGUCACACAAAGAAAGUAGACUACAGGCAGUUAGCGGAGUUUGGCCAUGGAGAUGAGAUUAAAGAAGAGGAGGAGGAGGAGGUGCAAGCAGAGAACAAACCACAGUCUAUUUUCCAUGUUAAACGUGGUCGAGGCCGGCCAAGGAAGUAUCCACCUGUUGUUAGAGAAGCACCAGUCACUAAUACUGACCAAUGCUCACCACCAGUGCUGCUCUGUGACUCUCAGAUUAGCGAGAAGUGUACAACUCAAUCAAAAACUGAUGAAACUGGAAACGGAGAGAACCCUGGAAUAUCAGAAACAGAUCAAGGCAAUGGGUUUGAUCUGUUGGAGAGCUGCCUAAAAGAGAGUGGGAUUAAAGCUGUGGAUUCCGAGAGAAGAGAAAGACAGAUGACCGAGCAGCAAGUUAGAGAGAAAGAGAGUGAACCCAAUUCUGUAGAUGGCCUGGUGAAAUGCAAGGAGGAGCCAGAAGAUGUCAAAAGUGAAGUGCAAAAUGUGUAUGUGUGUGAUACAGUGGAGGCUGUUGAUAAUGUCCCUAAAAAGAAAACUGUAAAAUCUCAAUAUAAAUGUGAGGAAUGUGGAAAAAUGUAUUCCACAAUGUCCAUAUUAAAAACACACCAGGUUCGACACAGAGACAAAGCAGAUUUGCCAUUCAAAUGUGCGAAGUGUGACUUUAGUGCAGCAUCAAAAAUUGAGUUGUUUCGUCAUUCAUACAAACACACAGACACUCAGUUAUAUAUAUGUGAAAUUUGUGGCAACACAUUUUCAAGAGAUACAAGCCUAAGAGAACAUAUAGAAUAUGUUCAUGCCAAAUCCCGCAGGCUGAAAUGUGCCCUUUGUAACUUUGUAACUCAUCGUCGUACUACAAUACGCAACCACAUGCUGACUCAUGAGGGAGCGCGGCCAAUCAUUGCCUGCCCUGUAUGUGGAGUGACAUUUCGCUCAAAGAGAAAUUUAAGAGCACAUUUGUAUUCUCAUGCUGGUGCCAAGCCUUUUGCUUGUGAAGAGUGUGGUAAGAAAUUCAUCAUGAAGAAUCGCUUAGCAGCACAUAUACUGCAAGUCCAUGGGCCCAGAAGACACAACUGCCCUCACUGCAUCAAGUGCUUUCCAACAAUUCAUCACCUACGUCGUCAUGUCAGGAUUCACACAGGAGAGAAACCGUAUAAGUGUUGCUUUUGUGCUUUCACUUGUAACACUCAGGGUAAUCUAAUCAAACACAUCAGACAAGUUCACGACAGACUUAAUUUCACUUAUAAAGAUUUCUUACGAGAGUGUGGGAAAGAACAGCAAGGGCCUGAAGUGGAUGAUCAAGACUUGGAGAAGAUGAGCAAAGAGGGAAGAGAGCUAGCACAAAAGCUGUUACCUACUUUAGCAGAAUGGACGUGUCAGACGCUGACUGUGGACCAACUCAAGGAGCAAGUGCAGAAGGAGAGGGAUUCGAAGGUGGCGGCACUACAAGAGCAGCAGGCUAGACGAAAAAGACGGAUAUUGAGGAAAGGGUCCAGCAGCGUCAAGCCUUCUUCGUACUACAAUGAACCAGAUGGGAAGAUAACACUCUAUGCUCUUGCAGGGGAUACAUAUGACGGUACUCCCAUUGUCCAUCCAAUGGACGAGAACAUAACAGUGGAGGCUGGACUAAGUGGUCUUGGUGAUAACCAGUAUUUACAUUAUCAUUACACAGAUGAUAGUGGAUGUGUGAUGAUGAUUCCCUGGGACAUGUCACUGAUAGGAGAGAGUGAAGAGGGGGAAGAGGAAGGUGAGUGGACACAACAUACUCUGCAUGAAGAUAGAAUCGUUAAAAGUAACAGUGCAGAGGAUGAUGUUGUGACCAUCAAGGUUCCAAAGAGUAAUAUUAAUUUACCCAGUAUAGUAACAGACAAUAAUAUAUCAAAUUUAGCAUCUUCACUAGAGAUGGGCAAUGCAGCUGAACAAGAAAAGAGUCGUGCAAAUACUAGUAUACAAGUUUCAGAUAACGUAAUACAAGUCAGUAAUUUAGGUGAGGUUGUUGGUGAGCUGGAUCCUGCUAAUGUGAAAGGAGCUGUAAGAGCCGCAAUAAAUGUUGAUGUGUUACCAAAGAAAAAAUUCUGUAAGCAACUUCCAGAAUCAAUACAGGUUAUUGCAUCCAAUGAACCAGUGGAUGAUACUGUGCCUAAUGCUUCAAAUUUUGUUUUGCCCGAGGGCUACAUAGUGGAUGAUGAUGGACAAGUCAUUCAGCUAACAGACAAUGUCAUAGAUACCAACCUCCUCCUCAGACAAAUGGGGCAAGUUGUCCGAGGAGCAGAUGCAUCCGAGGUCACAAUAAACAAAAUUACAAGUAAUGUUUAUUCACUAAUGAGCCAAGGCAGUGAUGGCCAAGAAGGGGAGACAUUUGUUAUCACUACCCAAAAUGGAGAAGAUGGGGAGGAGGAGGAAGAUGAAGAUAAUUCUCAUUCCUAUGAGAGAAUGGAAAGAUCAGUGGCCAGAGUUGAUCUCUUACCUGUGGAUGAUGAAGAUGAUCGACAAUCAGCACUUGUUCUUAUAGUCAAUGCUGAAGACUUGGAAAAUUCUUGAUUUUAUGUUUUGUAUUGGAAUUUCUUAUCUUGGUGCUGUAGGUAAUAUCUACUGUACUUAGAAAUUGUGGGCUGUGUUUCUUGAAAGCCUUGUGUUAAGCAAACUUUGUUUUAUAUUAGAAACUAGUUAUCUUCCAGAGACCUCAAAAAUUAAUUUUUCAAUUUUUUUCAGUAAAACACUUACCUGAACAUAUAAUUUAAUACUCCUACCACUUUUCAGUCACAAAUACAUUAAAUGAUGAAGAGUAAAACAGAGGAAGUUCCUUAAUGCAAGAAUGUGCAGUAAUAAAAGAAAUGCAUAACAAGAUAGUCAUGGGUCUUAAGACAUAGUAUUUGGGUGUCCUGUGCUCACUCAGCAUCAAGCUCCUCAUUUUGCAUAUGGGCAAACUUACCCUUGUACAGUUUGAAUUUUGAUAUUAGAAAAUCAGUCGUGCACAUCUGAAUGCAUGUUCUUCGAGCUCAUGCAGAUCAUCAUUUCACUGUGAUGGUGGAUACUCUUCACUGGUGAAGAGUAAAUUUUAUAGUAGGACGAAGGAGAGGAAGACCAUAAAGGUGGGCAGACAUUGUCAGUGUGUGUGUGGAAGCUGGGAGUCUGAACACAUGGGAUAUGGUAAGGGAUAAAGCUGGGUGGAAGUAGUUUGUAAGGAGGAAAUGAUAUUACCACAUACAGUAACAGGUACUGUAUAUGGUAAUUCAUGAAGAGCACUGUACAACUGGGCUUGUGAAGUACAGUACUGUAUUCACCUAGUUGUGCUGUAGGGGUUGAGCUCUGUUCUUUCGACCCGCCUCUCAACUGUCAAUCAAUCAACGAUCAUUUUUUCACACACACACGGAUACCACGAGUGUAGCUCUCAUCCUGUAACUACACUUAGGUAAUUACACACACACACACACACACACACACACACACACACACACACAUGACAUGACAAUGUAUAUGACAUGACACAUGUAUAUGACAAAGAGUGCUGGGAAGACGGGACACCACGAGCGUAGCUCUC
Messenger RNA from Procambarus clarkii (red swamp crayfish), 4057 nucleotides. RefSeq lists its product as uncharacterized. The record is from RefSeq and is a predicted model, not a curated record. NCBI's taxonomy places the organism in Eukaryota, Metazoa, Arthropoda, Malacostraca, Decapoda, Cambaridae. Gene Ontology annotation, cellular component: nucleus. Gene Ontology annotation, biological process: regulation of transcription by RNA polymerase II. Gene Ontology annotation, molecular function: DNA-binding transcription factor activity, RNA polymerase II-specific.